This is a messenger RNA of Parnassius mnemosyne (clouded apollo), 1365 nucleotides long. The record is from the annotation of a GenBank genome assembly. NCBI's taxonomy places the organism in Eukaryota, Metazoa, Arthropoda, Insecta, Lepidoptera, Papilionidae.
AUGAGCGAAUCUAAGAAUAUAGAAGUAAGUGGAAGCGUGAUGGACGGUAUGGCGGAGAAAGGUGGGGUGCUGGAGUCACCAACCAAAAAACCACCAACGGAGUACACCGUCUAUCCGAUCAGAUGGUUGGUGCUGUUCAUCUUCGUUCUCUACUCGGCAUCAAAUUCCAUGCAAUGGAUACAGUACAGCAUCAUACAAGAUGCAGUGGUGAAGUACUACGGCGUAAGCAGCAUCACCGUCUACUGGACCUCGAUGAUAUACAUGAUCACUUACAUCCCCCUCAUUUUCCCAGCCAGCUGGCUUCUAGACAAAACCGGUCUCCGAGUAACAACCAUCAUCGGCUCAUUCGGAACAUGCGCCGGCGCUUGGCUGAAGGUGUUCUCGGUGCCCCAGGACAUGUUCUGGCUGGGCUUCGCGGGACAAACCGUGGUGGCGAUCUCGCAAGUCUUCAUCCUGAAUGUGCCACCUCGCCUGGCCGCCGUGUGGUUCGGCGCUGAUCAGGUGUCUUCCGCUUGUAGUAUUGGAGUGUUUGGCAAUCAGUUGGGUGUAGCCUUGGGCUUCCUCCUGCCACCAAUGCUGGUGCGUGCCCAGGGAACGGUGGAUGAGAUAGCGGCAGACUUUCGUCUCAUGUUCUACCUGGUCGCUGGAUUCACUAGCGUUCUCUUCGUGUUUAUACUACUGUUCUUCAAGGCCGCACCACCAUCUUCACCAUCAGCGGCGGCGGACCUAGGCUCGAGUUUGGAUUCGAACUUCCUACAGUCUAUCAAGAAACUGCUCACCAACCGCAACUACAUCUUGCUGCUCAUAUCGUACGGUCUGAACGUUGGUGUUUUCUACGCUUUAUCAACGCUGCUCAAUCAAGUCGUACUAACGUAUUAUCCGGGCGCGAACGAGGACGCCGGACGCAUCGGGCUGGUGAUCGUGGUGGCGGGCAUGGCGGGCUCGGUGCUGUGCGGCCUGGUGCUGGACAAGACGCACCGCUUCAAAGAGACCACGCUGGCGGUGUACGUGGCCUCCGUCGUCGGCAUGCUGAUCUUCACCUUCACCCUCGACUGCGGCGUCAUCGGCGUUGUGUACCUCAGCAGCAUUAUCCUGGGUUUCUUUAUGACCGGCUACCUGCCCGUUGGAUUCGAGUUCGCCUCUGAAGUAACAUACCCCGAACCUGAGGGAACUACGUCGGGCAUUCUCAACGCUGUAGUUCAGGUGUUCGGUAUAGUGCUGACGCUCACGUAUGAGCGAAUGCUGGAGAGUGUGGGCGAUCGCUGGUCCAACGUGGGCCUGUGCAUCCUACUGGCGGUGGGCGCCGCUAUAACUGCCGCCAUACAGCCCGACCUUCGCAGACAAGCCGCACAGCACAAGGGAUAA